GUCAAUUUAGACUCUUCUUUAACUUCAAUUGCCAUCAACAGCAAGCUUCAUAACUCUGCCAUUUUGCUCCUUUCAUCCAUCACAGAUUCUGCUUUGCUUCUUCCUGCAUACUCACCACUCACUAUACUACUCAUCCGCCCCCACUAAUUUUUUUUCUCUACUUUUUUCUCCCUGCAGAGACAACUUCUGCUCCCUCACUAACGAUGUUGGACCAAAUGGCGAACGAAAUCAAGCUCAUAUCUGGGAGCUCCCACCCAGAGCUCAGUGCUCUGGUCGCUAAUCGACUUGGCAUCAGCAUCGCCAAUACCAUGAGCCUCAACUACUCCAACCAAGAGACUAGUGUGUCGAUUGGCGAGUCUGUUAGAGAUGAAGAUGUCUUUAUUCUUCAGUCGACAGCGCCUGGCGAUGUCAACGAUGGCCUGAUGGAACUGCUCAUCAUGAUUCACGCCUGCCGCACUGCGUCGGCUAGACGUAUCACAGCCGUCAUCCCCAACUUCCCCUAUGCACGACAGGACAAGAAAGACAAGUCCCGUGCUCCCAUCAGCGCUAGGCUGAUAGCAAACAUGCUGCAAGUUUCAGGAUGCAACCAUGUCAUUACUAUGGACCUGCAUGCCUCGCAGAUCCAGGGCUUUUUCAAUGUCCCCGUAGAUAACUUGUAUGCCGAGCCAUCGGUCUUGCGAUGGAUUCGUGAGAACCUGGAUGCCGAAAGCUGCAUCAUCGUCUCUCCUGAUGCCGGCGGUGCGAAGCGUGCCACAUCGAUUGCUGAUCGUCUCAACACUGGCUUUGCUCUGAUCCACAAGGAGCGCCCAAGACCCAAUGUUGUUGGUCGAAUGGUGCUCGUCGGCGAUGUUCAGGAUAAGGUCGCCAUCCUUGUGGACGAUAUGGCAGACACUUGCGGAACUCUCGCAAAGGCGGCAGAGACCCUCAACCAGCACGGCGCGCGUCAAGUGUUUGCCAUUGUCACACACGGUAUCCUCAGUGGCAAGGCUAUUGAGACUAUUAACAACUCCUGCUUAUCUGGCCUUGUUGUCACCAACACUGUUCCUCUUGGCGAUAAAACUGAGCGAUGCCCUAAAAUCAAGGUCAUUGACGUAGCUGGCACGCUUGCCGAGGCCAUUCGACGAACCCACAAUGGCGAAUCGGUAUCAUAUCUCUUUACGAAUGUUCCUGUUUAAUGUAAAGUUUCUUUAAAACGUUGUUUUACUUGAUUUAAAAUUUUGGCUGCGUGGUUUGGUUAGGCUUUGGUUAGAUACUGUGCCAGCCGAUACUUGGGAUAACUGGGUGUGACGAAAUUUCCUUUAAAAACUCUUCAAAUUGUCGAGAUUAGCAUAGAAUGCUUUCCCCAAAAACAUAGUUACUGGCAACUCAGAUCACAGAUCAUGUGCGGCCCCUUGUCACUAUUUAAAGUGCUUUUGACAAGUACU
Molecule: messenger RNA, 1424 nt
Organism: Trichoderma atroviride IMI 206040
Lineage: Eukaryota; Fungi; Ascomycota; Sordariomycetes; Hypocreales; Hypocreaceae
Biological process (GO): purine nucleotide biosynthetic process; 5-phosphoribose 1-diphosphate biosynthetic process; ribonucleoside monophosphate biosynthetic process
Cellular component (GO): cytoplasm; ribose phosphate diphosphokinase complex
Molecular function (GO): ribose phosphate diphosphokinase activity; magnesium ion binding
Source: RefSeq, a predicted model, not a curated record